CUCGCCUCCAACUGAAAUACUCGACUAUCCAUCUUUCUUCCACUCUCUCCCUCCCAUCACCUCCUCCCAUCAUGUCAAGAACAGCUAACAAAGCAUUCUCCUCCCAGAACGAGGCGUUCAUCAAGCAGGGCUGGUACCCCUCCCCGACCACCGGGCGCGCCGUCGACCUCACCAGCCUCGUCGCCGCCGCCAAGCACGCCGUGACCUCAUAUGACGUCUCCGCCACCGAUCGCCUGCUGUCCGCGGCCACUUCCGCGCCCUCCCCCAGCCUCCCCACGACGCUGAGCGUGACAGCCGAGUCCUCCUCCGCCGCCGCCGCGCGGCUACACGCGCUCGGCGCGCCGCGCAUCGCCGUCCUCAACUUCGCCAGCGCACGCAACCCGGGCGGCGGGUACAUAAACGGCGCGACAGCCCAGGAGGAGGACGUGUGCCGCUCCUCCGCGCUCUACACGACGCUGCUACAAGCCCCCGACUUCUACGCUCCACACCAGAAGAGCGACGGCCGCUACUCGCACCGCAUGGUCUACUCGCCCGCCGUGCCCGUGUUCCGCGACGCGGCCGGCGCCCUCCUCCCCGCGCCAUACACAGUAGACUUUAUCACCGCUGCUGCGCCAAACGCCGGCGCCCUCGCGAAGAACCACCCGCACCUCCUGCCCCAAGUGUCGCAGAUUCUGCGCGAGCGCGCCGCCCGCAUCCUCGCCCUCUGUGCGCACCAUGGCGCGCGCACGCUCGUGCUCGGCGCAUGGGGAUGUGGCGUGUUCCGAAAUGAGCCCGCUGAGGUCGCGCGCGUGUUCCACGACCUCCUCAUGCCCGGAGGCGCAUUCCAUGGGCGCUUCGACGCGGCCGUGUUCGCGAUCUACGACCGGUCGAAGGGGCAGGAUGUCAUGCGCCAUUUCCUGAAGGAGUUUACUGGCACCGCGCCUCCUCCGCCCACCAACGGACGCCGACGGAGCAGCAGCCCUUCAAAACCUGACACUCCUUCUCAGACUACUGGCGGAGGUGAAGGACCCUCACGGAGAGUUGUGCCCGGCUCGGGCGACAGAGAGGCCAGCAAGCCGAAGCAAGACAAGCCCGCCGCACCCGCCGACGGCCAGGCCAAGAUUACAUCGUUCUUUCAGGCGAAGCCAAGAGACGGGUAAUGAGGCAGUAAGCUAUCCACCCCGCUCCACCGACACGGACACGGACAUCGCACGACGACAAGGUAACGACACGACAUUGGGCUCUUGAUCACUGCAUCUUCCGUCCUGCACAUCUCUUCUUCACAUGACGCCUGUAUAAGUAGCUCAGCUUGCAUCAGUCAUGCGUAUAGCCUGCAUUAAUCCCGCCAUUC
This is a messenger RNA of Cutaneotrichosporon oleaginosum, 1330 nucleotides long. RefSeq lists its product as uncharacterized. NCBI's taxonomy places the organism in Eukaryota, Fungi, Basidiomycota, Tremellomycetes, Trichosporonales, Trichosporonaceae. The record is from RefSeq and is a predicted model, not a curated record.